Messenger RNA from Acanthopagrus latus (yellowfin seabream), 963 nucleotides. Its product is annotated as myeloid-associated differentiation marker-like protein 2. Gene Ontology annotation, cellular component: membrane. Bases 1 to 843 code for a protein of 280 amino acids. The record is from RefSeq and is a predicted model, not a curated record. Lineage: Eukaryota; Metazoa; Chordata; Actinopteri; Spariformes; Sparidae. The transcript has a single exon.
AUGUGUGGUCCGUUCAAGGGCUGUCAGGGCAUUUUACGCCUCUUGGAAAUAAUCUUCAGUGCUCUGACUCUCAUCAUAGUCAUCUUCCGAGGCAGGAUGGUGAGUCCAUGGGGCGUCUGGUGUGAGUUUGUCUGGGUUUUCUGCAUCGUCGUGCCCGUGGUGGUGACCGUGAUGGAGGCCAGAAUGUGGCACAUCCUCCUGGCCGCCUUCCUCCCAGACUGGGCCGGCCUGACCUGCGGUCUGACCACCCUGUGCGCCGGGAUGAUCACCUCAGCCACCAUCAUCUUCGCAGCCAUUUUUGUCUGCCUCACCUGCAUCAGCAGCAUACUGUGUUUCAUCACCUCCCUGGCUGCCACGGUUUUCUUCCUGAUCGACGCCGUGAUGCAGAAAAAGAAGUUUCCAAGCGGCUACCUGUGCGGUCUGAGGGGAAGUCUCCGCACGGCAGAAGCCUUCCUGGCUUGUAUCAUCCUCACUGCCGCCACUGAUCACUUUGUAAAUGCUGAAUGGUUCUAUCGCCCCUUUGGGAUGAUAUGCAGCAUCAUUGCAUUUGCUGUCUGCCUCCUGCUCACUGUGGUCGUCAUAGUCCUCAAUCUGCUUAAACUGCUGCAGUGCCUGGUCCCAUUCGGGCUGAGCUUGAUGGAGCUCGUGGUCAACAUCGUAGCAGUGCUGUUGUACCUGCUCGCUGUCAUUCUUUGGGCCGUCUUUGGUUACCGACGCUACAACUACAACCCUUACACCUGUAAGAAAUGCUCCUUUGCAGACAUUAACACUGUUGUGAUAGGAGCCAGUGUCAAUCUGAUUUUGUAUAUCGUGGAUCUGGUUUUAUCUUUCAAAUCUCGCUGAAGUUCAAGAUUAGGAAAACAGAGAUUUUUAUCUUUUUGUGCAGUUUCAUUUAAGGGACAGAAGCUGUAUGUCACCAACAGUUAAAUAGAGAAACAUUAGCAUUUUGAUGGUGAUAUAAAG